UUUAGCUAAUAUAUAUAGGGAGCGUAGCCAGAUUAUAGUAUACACAGAUGGCCAGGUAUAGUAUACAACUAAACACUAAUUUUUAGCUAAUAUAUAUAGGGGGCGUCUGGGCUGAUGAUCAACACAAGAUUUUUUUGAAUAAUUUUUUACAAGAAAUUAAAACUAUGGUUUUUUUUAUUGAGGCCUAGCUACCUCCGCUCCGGUAUAAAUAUAGAAUUAUUAAAAUGAGUAAAAUAAAAAUACGGCAUUCAAGCAAAUAGGUAUCCACACAUACAUACUGUGCAUGAUAUUGUAUUUUGAUUUUAUAAAUGCAUUUUAAAAAAUAAAUUGUGUUGAUUUAGAAAGGAGUGUAUACGUAUUAUAUGUUGAAAGAAUGGUUAAGACUUGAGCGUCCAUGAGUGAAGAAGUGGAGGAGCGUGCUCUGAUUAGGGCGUGCGAACUGGCGAUGGAUAUGGGUUAUGAAGACUUUCAGGUGGAAGGUGAUGCGAUUAACUCCAUCUCCUUCAUUUCAGGUAAUGUCAACAAGAAGGAGAUAGGUUGUUUUUGGACAUUUAGAAAUCGGGCUAAAGACAAGGGUCUGGUUUUCGAACACACAUUGCGAGAAGGAAACUACGUGGCCCAUUUCUUAGCUGAACUUGGUGAGGCCCAGUUAAUCUUGUUUAAUCGGGUGGACCAACUACCAAUUCGGGCAAAACAGAGUUAUUAUGCUGAUUUAUUUGGAUGGGCGCAUUUUAGAGUAUAAGUUGUAAUUUUCUGGGUGGUAUGCCAUCCAGGAAUGCUUCAUUUAUCUUCUUCUAGUUUUUUAUUCAACGCUUUCUUGAUUGAGAGGUAUUGGUCUUCCCCCUCUCAUUUUGUACUUUGUUUUUUAAAUCAAUAAAAUCUGGAAAAUGUCCAUCGGCAUUUGUCCCACUGAUUUUGGUGGUUUGCCUUCCGGGGUAAAAAAAAAUGGUUGAGAUUUAAGGAAUCAAUUUGCAUUGAAGCAAA
Cuscuta epithymum is the source of this 984-nucleotide messenger RNA. The record is from the annotation of a GenBank genome assembly. Lineage: Eukaryota; Viridiplantae; Streptophyta; Magnoliopsida; Solanales; Convolvulaceae.